UCCUGGCUGGCACGACGACAAAGCAGCGAGCGACAGCGAGCGACCACUCGACCACCGUGCCGACAAUGCGGCUUGGUCUUUUAAUUUUAGUUUUAGUUUUUGAUCCAAGGAUCCUUUGGUUUUAGACUUUAGAAGACAAAAUCAACUACGACGAACUCAGCCUUGUGUCCAACGAACCAACGGUCGAAUAACUUUCAAUAGUACUGUGCCUAUGCUGAAGACAAACUUGCAAUGAAAGAUGUGGUACAAAAGGCAAAUCCUCGCUGAAAUACGCGCGUAUACUUGCCUCAGUGAAGAAGAAGACGCAAAAGUUGAACCUGUUCAGGCAUAUAUAACACAGUCUUUUAUCAGAGAGAAAAAAUAUCGUCGGUGUUUGGGAUAUUUGUCUGACAACGACAAGGGAGACCAGACUGAACUAGACUGUGGCAAUAAAGAACAGUCAACAGCUGCUGACGGAACAACACUUCAGUCUCAAGGGGACAAGUUGUCAGCCACUUUGUCUUCUGUUGAUUUGAAUGGUUGCAAAAAAAACUUUUGUGACAAAAACAUUGGUGCAGAAGCUUUCGUGCAUUCUGAUGAAAAUGUUUGUAUAAAGGGUGAACCUAACUCGGAAAUUCAGAAAGAAAGUGAGAGUCUCUAUGAAGAAGGGUUCGAUUCCAGCUCGUUAUUAAUGGAAUCCAUGGGGCUGCCCACUAAUUUUGGGCGCCAAAAAAAGAAAUCGAGGAAAAAGCGGAAACUGACUGAGAAACAGAUUCGUGCAAAAUUUUCCGAACUGUGGGAUGAACAUGGGGAGCUCCUAGUGUACAAAUCAUUUGUGUCUAUAUAUCCGGCCUAUGCAGGGUACUAUGAUCAGAUUGCGGGUUCGAUUCCGCCCUGUGAAGAGGUUGAGAUUUCAUGUUCAGAUAAUGUCAAUGAGCCCAAUAAUGCUGGUGAUCUGAAAGAUGGGGACAGUGGACUGGAAGUAUUUGGUGGGGCAAAUUCUCACUCUGUUAUCUCGGAGAAAGAGGGUCAAGUGGUAGGGGAUAUUGUUGAAGAGAAAGAAACAGGAAACGUGACUGAUGGCGGAGACUCCUCUGUUGCUCACAUAGUGAGUUCAGGAGAGGAAAUCGUUUCCUGCAGUGAUGAUAAGGGCUUUGUCAGAAAAGACGAAAAUCUUCAUAAGGAUGUCUCUGCACACGAGUCUGAAAUGACAGAUGCUGAAAGUUGUAGGCUUACUGAUGAACCCGGUGAUCAAAGUCAGUCACGUGCUCCUGGUGGUAGGUGUUCUUACAGCGAGCAUUCUUACAGCGAGCAUUCCUAUAAUGAGCAUUCUUACAGUGAGCAUUCUUAUAACGCUGCUGAAGGUGUCAGGCAGUCUGGUGCUGACCAAGAACACUGCAGUCAGGAAGAUUAUGGUGCUGGGGAGGAGAAUGAAAGCUAUCAGUACAGUCCUGAGGAGUUAAUUGGAAUGCUUCAAGGGACUCACGAGGACUUAAAAAAUCAGAUUUACUGGCACGCGAAGGAAACGAUUAGCGAGUGGUACAGAGAAAAUCCCCAUGUGGACUUUGACAUUUCCUCUCUGGACGAGGAUGUGAUGGCCAUAGCGUAUCCGUAUAUGGAUCAGCAGCAGCAGUGGGAGGGGGAGGGUGAGGAGGGAGAAGAGGACUGGCAGGGGGAGGAGGAAGACGACGAGUAUCAAGGGCACUCUGGGAACCUCUAUGCUGAGGAGAAGGAUGAAGACCUCUUGGAUGAAAAUGGACAUCAAAGAAAUUGUACUUUCACAGAAACAUUGGAACUUUUAGGACUAGCUGUAGAGAACGAUCCGGACAUAAGAAAUACAAGGAAAAGGAAACUAGUGCACGGCACUGUGAUCUACAAACGCAAAAAUAUCCUGAAGGAAGGGAAGCGUUUGCGUUUAGACAACGGACAGGUGACGAAAGAACCUACUCACACUUUUUUCGACGACGAAGGAAAUGCUAUUAGUGUUAAAAAUAAUAACAGUGAAAAAGAAGAAGAACCCAAGAAACCUCAGCACAUCAUUUUUCCAGAUAGUGAUCAGGAAGAGGACGAAGGACCACUCAGUAUGCCCAUCAGGCACUUUUCCUCUAGUCCUGGGAGCAAGUUCUCCACUCAGCACACAGACUCCACCAACAAUCGGUCUAAAAGAAGUUGGCGGAGAGAGGAGUUCGUUUUUGACGAAUUUGGCAUCAUGCAUGUCAAGGGAGAGAACGGCUCCAGGCCAACGACCGGCCAUAGGUUCAGAGGGGACCUGGGAUUUAUCCCGUCUGCGAUGGAUGCAUUCUUUAAUCGCCCAAAACCAAGGAGUCGUAGCUUUGACGAGAUUACCAGGACGAGGAAACCAGGGUUGUCUCAGGAUCUUCUGGGCCUGUCAUCUUUUGUGUCCAGGAACGUGUACAAGGCCGGUGUACGCAAAGCCUGGAGGUCUGCAGACGACAUUGUCACCUAUGAGACAUCUGUUGUUCUGAAAGGGGACGAGGAAAAGGCGCAUCGUUCCAAGCAGGAGUUCAGGAGGCCCCCGGGCCUGUCGCCGGAAGAGUAUAGAAUUCGAGAAAAUAAAUACUUCAGCAGAAGAUUUGAGCUCUUCUCACUCUAUGAUAAAGGGAUCCAGCUUGAUGACGAGAGUUGGUACUCAGUGACCCCAGAGGCUAUUGCUGCAUACACAGCUCUGCGAUGUAAGGGCAAGACAGUCAUUGAUGGGUUCUGUGGGGCUGGGGGCAAUUCCAUUCAGUUUGCCAAGCACGGAUGUCGAGUGAUCAGCAUUGACAUUGAUCCGAAAAAGAUUGACAUGGCCAAAAACAACGCUAGGAUUUAUGGUGUGCUGGACCAGAUUGAGUUCCACUGCGGGGAUUUUUUUGAGGAGGCGCUACAGUUCAAGGAUGAGGCGGAGAUUGUUUUCCUAAGUCCACCCUGGGGAGGGCCAAAUUAUAAGGCCUCAAAGGUUUUUCCAAUGGAGGACAUGCAGGCCACACGGUUGUUGUCGAUUUCACGGGCCAUAACGGAGAAUAUUAUUUUCUUCCUGCCAAGGAACUGUAGUGUUGAAGAGAUUUUUUCGCAUGCAGGUUCAAACAAGAAAGUCGAGGUGGAAAAGAACUUCAUGGGCCGCUGUUUGAAAGCCUUGACUGCUUACUACGGCGACCUCGUGAUGCCACAAAACUGGGGAGAACCUCAGGCUUCGAAAGGGACAAGCAGAUGUCGAUAACUUCAACACACGGCACGUGACAUUAAGAUUAAAAGUAAAAACCAGCAGUGUUUGAUAGUUCUGCAUAUUUCGAUUUAUUAAUUAAGUUUUCAUCCGCUGAAGUAAACUACUGAAUAGCUUCAUUUACCCAGUUACUGUCCAUCAGUAGAAGGCUGCUAAACUGAUUAGACUGUGUCAACUACUGAUUUAUGUUUUAUAUUCUAAUAGUUAUAAAGCAAAGAAAACCUUGUGGCUACAAGUGAUGUGUUCUGAAGUAUAAUCUUAAUGCCUGAAUAUAAUGAUACAAUGGUAGAAUGUGUUCACAGCAGGAACAAUGAGAUUUUUAUCCUAUAGAUGAUCACAGCUAAAAGCAUACAUUAGUAAAAUGAUUUUUUUUAAAUGACCGUUUCUGAACAUGCAGAUUUUUAUUCCAGUUUGAUGAAGCUAAUUCACAACCUUUAGUCCAUUGUAAUGUUGUGAGAUAAUUUCCAUAGGAAUUUAGAUUUUGAUAAUGUAUUGGGCUUUUUACUCGAGUUUGAUCAAAGAAAGUUGCCAGUCUGACACUCUUAGUAUAAUCGAAGACAAAAUUCCCAGGAAUAGUUUAAAAUGGAUGUUCUUUAGGAUUGUGUGUGCUCCUGACUGAGAAAGAAAAUACAAAGUAC
Molecule: messenger RNA, 3840 nt
Organism: Aplysia californica (California sea hare)
Lineage: Eukaryota; Metazoa; Mollusca; Gastropoda; Aplysiida; Aplysiidae
Exons: 12
Coding region: 239-3199 (986 amino acids)
Biological process (GO): 7-methylguanosine cap hypermethylation; 7-methylguanosine RNA capping
Cellular component (GO): nucleus
Molecular function (GO): RNA cap trimethylguanosine synthase activity
Source: RefSeq, a predicted model, not a curated record